AUGCACAUGCGCAACCUCGGCCAGUCGUCGCUGCGCGUCAGCGAGGCCUGCCUCGGCACGAUGACCUGGGGUGUCCAGAACGACCAGCGCGACGCCGACGCGCAGAUCGACCUCGCGCGCGAGCACGGCGUCAACUUCAUCGACACGGCGGAGAUGUACCCCGUGCCGACGUUCGCGGACGAGUGGCGCGCCGGCGCGACGGAGGAGAUUCUAGGCGACUACCUCGACCGGCACAAGGCGGCGCGGGACGAGCUCGUGAUUGCGACGAAGGUCACGGGCUACAUGCCGCGGAGCGCCGUCGCCGCCGCGCGGACGACGCCGCCGACGUCGCCGGCGCCCGACUGCCGCCUCGACGCCGCGUCGGUCAAAGCCGCGUGCGACGCGUCGCUGCGGCGGCUCAAGACGGACCGCGUCGACCUGCUCCAGCUCCACUGGCCGGACCGCUACGUGCCGCUCUUCGGCGACACGGUCUACCAGCACAAGAAACGCGACGACGAGGUGCCCAUCGAGGAGACCGCCGAAGCGCUGCGCGAUUUGGUGGACGCGGGCAAGAUCCGAGCGUUCGGGCUCAGCAACGAGACGCCCUUCGGGGUCGCGCGCUGGCACCAGGCCUGCGAGGCGCUGGGCACGUCGGACGGGCUCGCGAGCAUCCAGAACUCCUACUCGCUCGUCGACCGUCGCUUCGACGCGGACCUCGCGGAGGCCUGCGACCGCUGCGGCGGCAUCGGGUUGCUGCCCUGGAGCGUGCUCGGCGGCGGCCUGCUCAGCGGCAAGUACCGCGACGGCGGCGGCGCGUCGGCGACUUCGCGCUUCAUCAAAUACCCAAAGUACAUGGCGCGCUGGUGCCCGGACACGGCGAGCGCGGAGACGCUCGCCGCGUCCGAGGACUACUGCAGGCUCGCCGAGGAGGUCGGGACGACGCCGGCGGACCUGGCGAUCGCCUUCGUCCGCACGCGCCGCUUCCUCGACGCGGGCUCCGUCAUCGUCGGCGCCACGGACCUGGACCAGCUCGAGGCGAACCUCGCGCCCUUCGGCGAACCGGCGCGCCUCAACGACGAGGUCCUCGCCGCCAUCGACGCCAUCCACAUGCGGUCGAGGGACCCGAGCUGUCGCCUUUAA
This is a messenger RNA of Aureococcus anophagefferens, 1119 nucleotides long. RefSeq lists its product as hypothetical. The record is from RefSeq and is a predicted model, not a curated record. The transcript has a single exon. NCBI's taxonomy places the organism in Eukaryota, Pelagophyceae, Pelagomonadales, Pelagomonadaceae. Bases 1 to 1119 code for a protein of 372 amino acids. Gene Ontology annotation, molecular function: oxidoreductase activity.